Dentiscutata erythropus is the source of this 452-nucleotide messenger RNA. The record is from the annotation of a GenBank genome assembly. NCBI's taxonomy places the organism in Eukaryota, Fungi, Glomeromycota, Glomeromycetes, Diversisporales, Gigasporaceae.
GCUUGAUGAAUUCGGAUUUAAUAAUAGAUAAUGAACCAUCAGGAAUAGAACGAAGCGAAGGCACAAUUUUAGCUACUUACGAUAAAUUAAUAUUAUAUAUAAUGACAUAUGAACAGUCAGAUGGAACAUCUAAAUUACUCUUAUCAGAACCAACUUCAUUUGAAUCACCUUCACGUGAACUACCUUUACCUUUGUUCAAGCCACAAAUUAGAUUUCAAGGACAGUAUAAUGGUAAAAAAAAAAUGAUCGCUAAAGAACAACGUGAUACAAGAUCUAAACGUAAUGGGUACCUGUGGUUUGUAAAUGCCACAUGUCCUAAAAUGAGUGGUGAAAUUAAGAUUACCUCUAUUUCUCUAAAACAUGGUGACCAUCCUCUAGACCCUCUUGCCAAUAAAUUUGGCACUAUACAUAGAACAUUGACUGAACCUAUAUUGGCAGACAUAGAGUUCUGA